Molecule: messenger RNA, 882 nt
Organism: Miscanthus lutarioriparius
Lineage: Eukaryota; Viridiplantae; Streptophyta; Magnoliopsida; Poales; Poaceae
Source: the annotation of a GenBank genome assembly
AUGAUGGGAGGCUGGGGGGUUUCGGAUGGGUACGAGGGAUCAAAGAGGCCACGAAUGAUGAUGGAAUCGAAUCCCUACUUCGCAGUGAACGCAGGGAGUCCAUUGGAUGUCUCAAAGAGGUCUAGGAUGGUGGAAUCAGGCCCACCCUAUUUUGGGGCUAUGGGCAGCAACACUGGUGGUGCCAGUGGUGGCUUCUACCAGCCCUUCAACAGCAACUUAACUGGUGCAGGGGCUAGCACUGGCAUCCAAAACUUUCCAGGUGUCCGGCUGCGCGGUCUACCUUUUGAUUGCAACGACAUUGACAUCUGCAAGUUCUUUGUGGGGCUGGACAUAGUGGACUGCCUCCUGGUUAACAAGAAUGGUCGCUUUACCGGUGAGGCUUUUGUGGUCUUCCCAACAGCCAUGCAAGCAGAAUUUGCACUGCAUCGCAACAGGCAGAACAUGGGCCGUCGGUAUGUUGAGGUGUUCAGAUGCAAGAAGCAGGAAUACUACUGUGCAAUAGCCAGCGAGGUGAGCCAGGGUGGUUACUUUGAGUCAGAGUAUCGCCGCUCCCCACCUCCUCCGAGGCCUAAGAAGCCGGCUGAAGACAAGGGCAGCAUGGAGUACACUGAAGUGCUGAAGCUCCGUGGGCUUCCCUACUCUGCCACCACUGAGGACAUCAUCAAGUUCUUCCUGGAGUACGAGCUGACAGAGGAGAAUGUGCAUAUUGCAUACCGCUCGGAUGGGAAGGCUACUGGUGAAGCCUUUGUUGAGUUCCCCACAGCUGAAGUUGCUAAGACAGCCAUGUGCAAGGAUAAGAUGACCAUCGGGACGAGGUACGUGGAGCUGUUCCCAUCAACCCCAGAGGAAGCGAGCAGGGCGAGAUCCCGAGGCAGGCAUUGA